This is a messenger RNA of Cucurbita maxima (winter squash), 1981 nucleotides long. Its product is annotated as bZIP transcription factor 16. Gene Ontology annotation, molecular function: sequence-specific DNA binding; DNA-binding transcription factor activity. Lineage: Eukaryota; Viridiplantae; Streptophyta; Magnoliopsida; Cucurbitales; Cucurbitaceae. The record is from RefSeq and is a predicted model, not a curated record. The transcript has 13 exons. Bases 435 to 1646 code for a protein of 403 amino acids. Gene Ontology annotation, cellular component: nucleus. Gene Ontology annotation, biological process: regulation of DNA-templated transcription.
GCCCUGAGGCUGAGGGGCGAGACGGCGAUUUCGCGAAUUUUCUUCGAGAGAGAGAGAGACUGUAACGCCGUACGAAGACUCUCAUCGUCAAUCUCCCGUGUUCAACUUCUGAUCUUUCCAUUUUUUUUUUUUCAGUUUUUCAAGAAAAAAAAAAUUCUUGAAUCUUUUCGAAGUUCCUCCUCGCCCAAUUCCCUAAAUUUUCCAUUCGAUCCUUCGCCAUCGCUGCUGUUUCAAACCUCCUCUUUAUCAUUUGAUCACCUUUCGAGGCUCCUUCAAUUGAGUCUCGAAUUAUUCCUCCCAGUGGGUUUGAGGUUUCGAUUUUUCGAAAUCCAUUAGGGAGUGGCUGCGGCUCGGUCAGUUUACAGUCUUGUAAAGAUUAGGAUUCGUGUUAUUGGAAGGCUUGGGGGAUGGCAGGAAGAUGGUGAAGCAGAACCAUGAGUGGCAGUGAGAUGGAGAAACCACCAAAAGACAAGGAGACGAAGACACCGCCUCCUACUACCCAGGAGCAGACUUCAACCACAAGCGCCGGCGCAGUUAAUCCUGAUUGGUCAGGUUUUCAGGCAUAUUCUCCUAUUCCUCCUCAUGGUUUCUUGGCAUCAAGCCCUCAAGCCCACCCAUAUAUGUGGGGAGUUCAGCAUAUUAUGCCUCCUUAUGGCACGCCUCCACAUCCAUAUGUUGCAAUGUAUCCACCUGGUGGCAUAUACGCUCAUCCGUCCAUUCCCCCGGGAUCAUAUCCUUUUAGCCCAUUUGCAAUGCCUUCUCCAAAUGGCAUCACUGAGGCCUCUGGUAAUACCGCAGGCAGUUUGGAGGGAGACGUUAAGCUACCUGAAGUGAAGGAAAAGCUGCCAAUUAAAAGAUCAAAAGGAAGUUUGGGCAGUUUGAACAUGAUUACAGGGAAGAAUAAUGAGCUCGGUAAAACAUCUGGAACAUCUGCCAAUGGAGCAUACUCUAAGAGUGCUGAGAGUGCCAGCGAAGGUUCAAGUGAAGGAAGCGAUGCCAAUUCUCAAAAUGAAUCACAACCUAAGUUAGGUUCCAGGAAAGACACUUCGGAAGUUGAAGCAUCUCAGAAUGGUAACUCUAUGCAUGGUACUCAAAACGGAGGAUCUAAUACUCAGGCAAUGGCUGCCAUCCCAUUGGCAACUGCUGGGGCCCCGGGUGUCGUUCCUGGUCCCCCAACCAACUUAAAUAUUGGAAUGGACUAUUGGGGUGCACCAUCCACUAUCCCUGCAAUGCGUGGAAAGGUUCAAUCCGCUCCAGUUGCUGGAGGACUAGUUACCACUGGAUCUCGGGAUGGCAUGCAGUCACAACUUUGGUUGCAGGAUGAGAGAGAGAUUAAACGACAGAGAAGAAAGCAAUCAAAUAGAGAAUCUGCACGACGUUCCCGGUUACGUAAGCAGGCAGAAUGUGACGAAUUAGCACACCGAGCUGAAGCAUUACAAGAAGAGAAUGCCAGUCUUAGGUCUGAAGUGAACCGGAUAAGGAGUGAAUAUGAACAACUACUUUCAGAGAAUGCUUCUCUGAAGGAACGACUCAGGGAAGUUCCAGGAAAUGAAGAACUAAGGACCAGCAGGAACGGCCAGCACUCGAGUAACGAAACCACUCAACUUACAGAGUCAGCGGUCGUGCAAGUCGGUAACAAGAAUUGAAUCUUCCCUUCCUGCUUACUGCUGCAUUUUUACGCGCAUAACCUAACUAAUUUGUCAACCCCAAAAUUUUAGUUCCCAUAGCUUGUAGUUCUAGUUUAAAUGUAAGCUGCUGACCUGUUGUAGUUUUAGGACUGUUUGUUCCUGCAAUCCAUUAUCAUAUCUCCAUGGGGUGUAUCCUUAACUGUAAAAGCCCACAAAGAUUAGAUAUUUGGUGUGUGAAUUUAUUCUUGUAGCAUUCACACGUUAGCUUCUGUACUAAAACCGUCCACAUUAUUAACUAUUGUUAAUUUGGAGAAAAGUUAAUACACCUUGGCAAGGCUUUACUUUUUUUUGUA